AGAAAAGGGCGAAUAACUUCCGGGUGUGACCGUGGGCUCCAGUGGUCGUGUUUUGCUAAAUUAGCAUGCUAUCAUGAAUUAACGCCGAACUGUCAACACUGGAUCUGGUAAACAUCUUUGUAAGUAAAACACGCAACGACGCAAUGGUCGACACUUAAACGGACAGCAGUAAUACAUUUCGAUUGUUGAGGCUAGGUAGGCAGGCAGGAGGCAGACAUGUAUGCCUCUGGUAAAUACAGCUCCCGGGGACCUGCUCUAAUCCCACGGAUGAAAACCAAGCACCGUAUAUACUACAUCACACUCUUUUCUGUGGUGUUGUUUGGCCUCAUCGCCACUGGGAUGUUUCAGUUCUGGCCUCACUCCAUUGAGUCCACCGCUGAUUGGACCGUAGACAAGCGCAGUGUUCAUGAUGCUCCCCUGAUGCGCCUCCAAGUCUCGAGUCCCAUCCCUGAAAGGGGAGACCUUAGCUGUCGCAUGCACACCUGUUUUGAUGUGUAUCGGUGUGGCUACAACCCUAAGAACCGAAUCAAGGUUUACAUCUACCCCCUGCAGAGAUUUGUUGAUGAACUUGGGGUUCCCAUCAGCAGCACUGGACUUUCGCGUGAAUAUAAUGACCUUCUCAGCGCCAUUUCGGACAGCGACUUUUACACUGAUGAUGUCAACAGGGCUUGUCUUUUUGUCCCAUCAACUGAUGUUCUGAAUCAGAACUCCCUGCGAAUCAGAGAGACUGCCCAGGCUCUGGCAAUGCUACCUAGGUGGAACAAGGGGAUGAAUCAUCUACUUUUUAACAUGCUGCCAGGAGGCCCACCAGACUACAACACUGCUUUGGAUGUGCCCAGAGACAGAGCGCUCCUGGCUGGAGGCGGCUUCUCCACAUGGACGUACAGACAAGGUUACGAUGUCAGCAUCCCAGUUUACAGCCCCCUCUCUGCUGAUGUUGAGCUGCCCGAGAGACAGCCUGGACCUCGCCGCUACUUCAUCCUGUCAUCUCAAACAGCCAUUCACCGUGAGUACAGGGCUGAACUUGAACGCCUGAAGGAAGAAAAUGGCGAAGCUCUGCUUCUUUUGGACAAGUGUAGCAAUCUCUCCCACGGAGCUGCCUCUGCUCGAAAGCGCUGUUACAAGGGGCAAGUGUAUGACUACCCGCAGAUCCUGCAGGAAUCCUCCUUUUGUGUGGUGCUGAGAGGUGCACGUUUGGGUCAGGCUGCUCUUAGUGAUGUGCUCCAAGCCGGUUGUGUCCCCGUCAUCCUUGCUGACUCCUACAUUCUUCCUUUUUCUGAAGUUCUUGACUGGAAAAGGGCAUCGGUGGUUAUCCCAGAAGAGAAGCUCUCGGAGAUGUAUACCAUCUUGAAGAGUAUUCCGCACAGACAAGUGGAGGAGAUGCAGAGACAGGCACGCUGGUUCUGGGAAGCCUAUUUCAGCUCCAUGAAGGCCAUCGGCCUGACGACGCUGCAGAUCAUUAAUGACCGCAUCUACCCAUAUGCUGCACAAACAUACGAGCAGUGGAACAAUCCAACUGUUGUGAAGUGGUCCAGUGUGAACAGUCCCCUCUUCUUGCCACUUAUUCCACCAAGAGCGCCCGGGUUCACAGCAGUGGUGCUGACCUACGAUCGAGUCGACAGUCUUUUCCGAGUCAUCACAGAAAUUUCCAAAGUUCCUAGCUUGGCUAAGUUGCUGGUGGUGUGGAAUAACCAGAACAAGAGUCCUCCUGAGGAAUCUCUUUGGCCUAAAGUUGGUGUGCCUCUCAAAGUUGUGCGCACCAAAGAGAACAAGCUGAGUAACCGCUUUUUCCCCUACGACGAGAUCGAGACUGAAGCUGUGUUGGCCAUUGAUGAUGACAUCAUCAUGUUGACAUCUGAUGAACUGCAGUUUGGCUAUGAGGUAUGGAGGGAGUUCCCUGACAGGCUUGUGGGUUACCCAGGGCGACUGCACCUGUGGGACCAUGAAAUGGGAAAGUGGAAGUACGAAUCGGAGUGGACCAACGAAGUCUCCAUGGUUCUAACGGGCGCUGCUUUUUACCAUAAGUACUUCAACUACUUGUACACAUACAAGAUGCCUGGAGAUAUCAAGAACUGGGUCGAUGCACACAUGAACUGUGAAGAUAUCGCCAUGAACUUUCUCGUGGCCAACAUUACUGGCAAAGCCCCCAUAAAGGUGACCCCCAGAAAGAAGUUCAAGUGUCCUGAGUGCACCGCCAUCGAUGGGCUGUCCCUGGAUCAGACGCACAUGGUGGAGAGAUCGGAGUGCAUCAACAAAUUUGCGUCGGUUUUUGGCACCAUGCCUCUGAAAGUGGUGGAGCACCGGGCCGACCCGGUUCUCUACAAAGACGACUUCCCAGAGAAACUCAAGAGCUUCCCCAACAUCGGCAGCCUCUGACCAGCGUGUCGUUCAUAUUUGGAGCUCAUCACAGCUUUAGAAGAGACACACUUGACUUUUCUGACAUCAUGUCUUCAUUUGUACGUUGGUUUUAUGUUCCCGUCAGUGAUUUUGCAUUUAAUUUAAAUUCUUUUUUUUUUUUUACACCUAAUGUUAAUCAUGACUGAUCUGGGGUCCUCACUGAUAUUAUUAUGGGAUCAAUGCAUGUGUACAUAUAUGCAUGUAAAGAAUGAUUAGUAGUGCUAAUUUAUUAUUCCAUAGUUAAUGUCUUCAAACAAUUUGGUGGACUGUACUGGGCAAAUGAAGUGGAAAAAGUCAUUCUUGCCAAAUCGACUGUAUAGUUGAUGCUUCUAUGUUAGCUUCAUACAAACAAGACAAGAUGUUCCCUGACUUAAAAAGGUGCUCUCAAAAAUCUAAUAUUUAGAUUUUCUGUUGGUCACAGAGUUGUUGUCGAGCUACUGGAUUGUUUUCUGUGUAUGUGAUGGAAAAUUGCUUGUGUAUUUGACACAUUUUACAGAUCAAUAUACAGUGAUUCCUCAUUUGUCGCGGGGUUUACGUUCCAAAAAUGACCUACAAUAGGCACAAAUCCACGAUGUAGAGGUUCACUGUUUAUGGAAGGGGCAUUACGCUUCUGUUAAGGCUUUCAAGAUGAGGCUUCUCCAAAGUUUUUGUGAUGAGCUGAUCACCUGAAUUGGGUGCAUUCUUGAGGACUUGGGCCCCCCUGCCUUAGAACAUAAGCUGCGUUUGGAAAUUAAUGUGCGGGCAGGACACUAAGUAGUGCAUGUGCGUCAGAUUGAAUUUCUGAGUGAACCCUUAAUGUUCAUGUUUUCUUGGUUUUUGUAAAACAAAUUUGCCUUCCCAAAACCUUUUUUUUGUUUUUUUUGACUGAUCCGACUUAGUCGGAAGAAUAAUAGCAAGACACCCUGCAAGAUAGCAUGGUAAAACGGCAAUAG
Messenger RNA from Hippocampus comes (tiger tail seahorse), 3329 nucleotides. RefSeq names its product exostosin glycosyltransferase 2 (gene ext2). NCBI's taxonomy places the organism in Eukaryota, Metazoa, Chordata, Actinopteri, Syngnathiformes, Syngnathidae. The transcript has 15 exons. Gene Ontology annotation, molecular function: glycosyltransferase activity. The record is from RefSeq and is a predicted model, not a curated record. Bases 217 to 2376 code for a protein of 719 amino acids. Gene Ontology annotation, cellular component: membrane.